AUGGGGAGCGCCGGAAGCCGAGAUGACUUUCAGUGGACCUACACCGAUCAACCGCACACUAACAGGAGGAAGGAGAUCCUGGCUAAGUAUCCUGAGAUAAAGAAACUAAUGGCACCCGAUCCCAACAUGAAAUGGGUGGUGACCCUCAUGGUUCUAACACAGGUAGCGGCCUGCUACCUGGUGAAGGACUUGCCAUGGAAAUGGGUCUUCUUCUGGGCCUAUGCCUUUGGGGGCUGCAUCAACCACUCCAUGACUCUGGCCAUCCAUGACAUUUCUCACAAUGUGCCGUUUGGCAACAAAAAGCCCAUGUGGAACCGGUUGUUUGGCAUGUUUGCCAACCUGCCCAUUGGUUUCCCUUACGCUACUUCCUUCAAGAAAUACCACGUUGAUCAUCAUCGCUAUUUGGCUGGCAACGGUUUGGAUGUCGAUGUCCCUACCACGUUUGAAGGGCGCUUCUUCAACACUCCUGCCAGAAAGUUCCUUUGGAUCGUUCUGCAGCCAUUCUUUUAUGUCUUCCGGCCACUCUGUGUCAACUUCAAGCCCCUCACUCCGAUGGAACUUCUCAACGUUGGCAUCCAACUGGCCUUUGACCUUCUCAUCUAUGGCCUUUGGGGAAUCAAGCCAUUAUCCUACAUGAUUGCUGGUACCCUCUUAGCCAUGGGCCUUCACAUCAUCUCAGGGCACUUUAUUGCUGAGCACUACACGUUCAUCCCAGGCUAUGACACCACCUCCUACUACGGUCCCUUGAACUGGAUCACCUUUAAUGUGGGCUAUCACAUGGAGCAUCAUGAUUUCCCCAGCAUUCCAGGAAGCAGACUCCCACUGGUGAAGAAGAUUGCUGCUGAAUAUUACGACAACCUUCCCUACCACAACUCCUGGGGGCUCGUUCUUUGGAACUUCAUUUGGAAAGACACCCUAGGGCCCUUCAGCCGCAUGAAGAGAACAUAUAAGGAGAAGGAGGAAGGGGAAGGACGGAGGCAUUGA
Molecule: messenger RNA, 984 nt
Organism: Python bivittatus (Burmese python)
Lineage: Eukaryota; Metazoa; Chordata; Lepidosauria; Squamata; Pythonidae
Product: sphingolipid delta(4)-desaturase/C4-monooxygenase DES2-like
Biological process (GO): sphinganine metabolic process; ceramide biosynthetic process
Cellular component (GO): membrane
Molecular function (GO): sphingolipid delta-4 desaturase activity
Source: RefSeq, a predicted model, not a curated record